UUUUGGGAUUGACUGUAUAGCCAAUACAUCCUUAAUCCGCGUUCCUCGUUAAAAAUUGAAGCGCGCAACAUUCGUAAAACGCGCGCCGCGAUCGUCUGCACUCAGUGCACUGUUUCAUGCCAUACUUCAGUGAACGCAUUUGAAUAAACGAUUCGUGGCUUAUCUCAGCUCCGCUGAUAAGAGAAAAACUUGCGAAAUGAACAUCGCAAUAUCUAUCGCGGCUUCGCCCGAGCCGUAUCGAUUGAAAAUUUAGGGCGUUAGGCAUUUAUUUCGGACAAGCAAACUUUCAUCGGGCCACCUACACACGAGCUUUAAUUCUGUCCAAUAAUUGAUAUUAAAAUUGAUACACUCGAUGACGAGAUAGUUACUGCCAAACGGUUUCCUCGAGACUUUGAAAUUCAAAGUUUCUGCUAUUUCCUCACGAGAUGACGCGACGAGUACGCUUCGGCGCUUCGGUGGGUCGCCAUAUUACUGAACGUGCAUCGCUACGCAGUAAGUACACUGGUACUGGUGACGCAUUGUUUGACAAGAGGAAGAAAAGUUUAAUAAUACUUGAACAAUCGUGAAGAGAAAGAUCGACGUGUUCCAAUAUACGAGCAGCUGAAAAAGGAGAAGCGAGGAAGCUAUAGUAGUUUAGAGUCGUAUACCGAAACUCCGACAAUGCCGGACCUGUCCAGCAUAUCCCAAUACCCCUUAAAGGUGAAACGAGAGAGAAGGGGAUUAAAAAUUGGCGCGUAGCGACGUCUGCGAUCUGGCAUAGGCUAGGGUCGCCACUGAUGGAAUACAAGAGUCUCGUCUGUGAGGCGGCGUGGCUCAGUAGUGUGUGUGACCGUUCCGGGAGGAGUGUGGCUCCACGCGCGGCCGCACCGCGAAACCGUGCCCACUCGCCACAACCACGGACGUCCACUAGUUUUCUCGUCUCGUGAAAACAUGGCGGCCAGCGACGACGAGCCGAUGCAUCUCUACGAGGUCUUUCAAAACUGCUUCAAUAAGAUCGCCAACAAGCAUCCCGAAAAAUUAGGCUUCCAGUCGCCGUAUGGCCCUACUAUGGACAACGGAAUGACGUAUGGGGGAGGAACGUACGGUCCGACAGCGGGAGGGCCAGGCGGGGGGCCAGGUGGAGGCGGAGGUGGUGGCGGGGGCGGCGGAAGUGUCGAGGGCAGCACUUACCCCCCUGAAUCCCCUUACUUCCCGUUCGGAAGCAGCCGGUGUGUACCACCAUCCGUGGGGACGCCCACCCCCGCUGCCAACCCCGCGGCACCCACCGGCACCAACGGGACACGGUUACCAAACUCCGCACCUGGCCCCGCCGCCGUGAAGAGAAAGAAGGAUGCCCUCGACGGAGCCGACGGCGAGGUCGUGACGACGCAGCACUGGUAUGGCUCGGAUGAAUUCGGGCAAGACUCCCCUAGAUACACCUCGCCUAAAGCUGCGGCACUUUACGCGGACUCCUAUUAUAUCGAUGGGAACGCCGCAGGUACGGGUGCCGGGGACCCAUGGACGGGAGGGGGCGGUGGCGUUCAGCCCCCAUACAGCGGAUACGCACCACCUCACCUGGCCCAACCGGCUUACCCCAUGCACCUACCCCACGACCCCAUGGCUUACUCGGCGAUGUCGCCGAACAGCGAACCAGCGGCACCGAUUCUGGGCUCGGCGGUGACCAGCGCGGCCUCACUGCCACCGAUGUCGACGUUCCGGGGUGGUAGCGGCGCGGUUGCGGCGAACACCGGGACCGGUGCACCAUCCCCAGCAUCGUUGCAAUACAGUCACAGUCCCGGUGCGCCGACCACCGCGCCUUCGGUUCCCAACCCCGUUGCACCCGCGCCCGCACCCAGCCAGCAACCGACCACCGGGGACAACCUCGGCAAGACCCUCGCCUCUGUAGUAAGCACCAGAAUUUACCCCACGGACCAAUCAGUAUCGAGUUAUAGCAGCAACCCCUCGACGCCGGUCAGUUCACCACCACCGUUAACGGGAUCGGCGCCAGGAUGGGCACCGGGUGCCGCACCGGUCUCGCCACACUUCACCCAGGAUCCAAAUCGUGGAACGAUCCACAUGCCGGCGCCUGAACAGCAGAGGCUAGACGAUGCCAUCGGCUUUCUCCGCGACCACGCCGAGUUGGUACAGGGUACGCGGAUGGAGGAACGGCUGGACGAUGCCAUUAACGUGUUAAGGAAUCACGCGGAGAGCCAACUGGGCCUUCACCUGGGUCCGGUUGGUCCACACGGGUCCCUAUACUCCCACACGUCGCCGCCGCAACUGGAUCACUUGACGAGUCCUCACCCCGCGGUAGCGGUAACGCAACCUCAGGGAUCUUACACCGGUCUCACACCCACGCCCGACACGGACGGAUCUAUUAAAAUCGAAAGGUUACCCGUGACAAAUGCCAAAUACGUCUCUUUAGAAAAGAGAAAGGAUCCGCCGGACAGUAGCGGUGGCGAGACGAAACCCUCGAGCAGCGAACUGGCGGCUGCGGGCGUAAUCGGCGCAGCCACGGUCAACUCGACAUCUCAGGGAAAGGGAACGAAGAGAUCCCGGAGAUAUUGUUCGAGCGCCGAAGACGAGGACGACGAUCCCGACGUGAAGGCGCAAAGGGAGAAAGAGAGGCGGCAGGCGAACAAUGCCAGGGAAAGGAUACGUAUCAGGGACAUCAACGAGGCGUUGAAGGAACUCGGCAGAAUGUGUAUGUCGCAUCUGAAGACGGACAAGCCUCAAACUAAGUUGGGCAUCUUGAACAUGGCCGUCGAGGUGAUCAUGACGCUGGAACAGCAAGUUAGAGAACGAAACCUGAACCCGAAGGCCGCGUGUCUGAAGAGGAGAGAAGAGGAAAAGGCGGAAGAUGGACCGAAACUGCCCGGUCAUCUGGCAGCGCACAUAGCUCACCCCCAUCCUCAUCCACACGCGCACUCUCAGCCACCUUUCUCCGCGAUGCCUGUAAAUACCCCUAUUCGCAAUUUAACGCUUAAGUAUCCGCAUUGAUGCAUGAAAGAGUCGAGUUCUUUGAAUUCGUCGACGGGUGUUCGGCUGGAAAUAUCGGCUGACAGAUCGGAGAGCACGCGCUGCACGAGCACGCCAAGAAACGGUGUCUGGUUUUGGUUUCAACGAACGCCGCCGCCACUUCAACACAAUCCAUCGCAGCCACAGUAGCAGCGGCUCAGCGGCGGCAUGAUCCUGUGUUAAAAGGGGGUAGAUACGGCUUAAACUAGAUAUCCUCCCAAGUGUCGCAGGACUUGGACGUAUGAGAGACACAUAGAAUGGAUAUUAAGCAGUGUGCACGUCUUCUGAACGUAAUUAUCACGUUCUAUCACGGAGGCUUGGUUCGACCCAGUCGAAAGACACAGUUCGAAGGAUACAGCGUGUCCAUGUGGUGAAGCAACGCUGCGCGACGAUAUCCAUAGUUUUCCUUUCAAAGACUCUGGGGAGAGAAGAAAAGAAAGAAUGGAAGGUUGUAUGUCGGUGCGAACCGUUCAAAGGGAGAGAGAAAAUGAAAAAAAAAAACGAAGCGCGUGCUGUUAAGAGGCAUCUACCCCUGUCCCACCCUCCCACUCCCCGAAGGCGGCUUGAAAUUAUUUUUAUAAAUAGCGAGAAGACAAAGGAGUAUGGUUCCUCUCUUUCGAGAUGUAAGAAGCGCGUGUAGUGCGAUCGAGAUUUUAUUAAAGCGAUCGGUUCCCCGGUAGAAGAGAACAGAAAGAAAA
Molecule: messenger RNA, 3695 nt
Organism: Ceratina calcarata
Lineage: Eukaryota; Metazoa; Arthropoda; Insecta; Hymenoptera; Apidae
Product: protein daughterless
Exons: 18
Coding region: 931-2979 (682 amino acids)
Biological process (GO): regulation of transcription by RNA polymerase II
Cellular component (GO): transcription regulator complex; chromatin
Molecular function (GO): RNA polymerase II cis-regulatory region sequence-specific DNA binding; DNA-binding transcription factor activity, RNA polymerase II-specific; protein dimerization activity
Source: RefSeq, a predicted model, not a curated record